CCUCACGUACGCGCGGCCGCUCAGAACCAGAGCGAAACCGCCCACUGCUCCGCUCGAUCGCGCGACGCUGCCAGCCAUACCUCUCCUAGUACACGUGCACCACACCGCCGACAACGACGACGACAACGCGCCAAGAAACCGGCGCCACGCCCAUGGACAGGGCGCCGGCAACGCAGGGACGGCGCGCGAACGCCGUGGUGGGGCGGAAGCUCGACGAGCUCUGCGCCUGCCUCGACGACGCGCUGUCCUCCCCACGGCCGCGGUGCCCCGAGGCGCUCCACGCGGAGAUCAAGGCGAGGACCGACUUCCUCCAGUCCCUCCUGGCCGCCGAGGCGGAAUGCUACGGCGGCGCGCCGCCGUUGUACCUGGCCGAGGCCGAGGAGCGCUUCGCCGUCCUCAAGAACGCAUUCCACCAGUGGGCGCGAGGUGCCGUCGCUGCACGGGCCGAGGAGGAGGAGGGGGAGCACGGGGAGGAGGCUACCGGCUCCGGGUCCGAGUGCUCGUGCACCGACUCGUGCCAGGAGGCGGCGGUGGGGGACGCCGAGUGCGAUGCCGUGGAAGCACGCAAGGAGGUGACGUCGGAUGCCGUUGCCAUGAAGCGCGACGCCGAGUGCGAGGCCAUGGUGACACGCGAGAAGGUGACGUCAUCGGAUGCCAUUGCCAAGAACCGCGACGCCGAGGGCGGGACCAUGGGAACACGCGAGGAGGUGACGUCGGAUGCCAUUGCCAAGAAUCGCGACGCCGAGAACGAGGCUGCGGCGGAGACGAGGAGGAGCAACGUCCAGAGGCGUUGGAGGCGGAGUGCCGCUUGGUGCGGCAUUGCCGGCGUGGUGGCGGUGGUCGCGGUCGGGUUGGCGGUGGAGUUGGCCGCGGUGGCGCACCACAAUGUAAAUGUUUACGUUGUUCCGACGUAG
Phragmites australis (common reed) is the source of this 914-nucleotide messenger RNA. RefSeq lists its product as uncharacterized. NCBI's taxonomy places the organism in Eukaryota, Viridiplantae, Streptophyta, Magnoliopsida, Poales, Poaceae. The transcript has a single exon. The record is from RefSeq and is a predicted model, not a curated record. Bases 153 to 914 code for a protein of 253 amino acids.